Aspergillus udagawae is the source of this 1287-nucleotide messenger RNA. RefSeq names its product cysteine dioxygenase. The record is from RefSeq and is a predicted model, not a curated record. NCBI's taxonomy places the organism in Eukaryota, Fungi, Ascomycota, Eurotiomycetes, Eurotiales, Aspergillaceae. Bases 1 to 1287 code for a protein of 428 amino acids. The transcript has 3 exons.
AUGGGUUCAGCUCACGACUUCUUUGAUCCUUUCUUCGUGCCCUCAGACGACGAAGCGCUUACGUUCUUCUCUGAUAUAUCGCCAUGGGUUGCCUUUGCCGCAGCAUCAGACGGUGUCUCGCUCCCUAUUGAGGGACAAGGGACAAUAGCUGUCCUUGCCGAAUUAGAAAAAGAAGGUUCAUUGACAUUUACUGUCCAAAAUGAGCAGAAGACUGUGACCCUUACCUUCACGGCCAAGCCAAAAAGUUGCAAUUUGCAGUUCAACUCGAGCUCUGAAGAGCAAAUUCUGCAGGAAGAAAUUCCGCUGACCCUAAUUCCCACCAGAGUACCAGGGGACUAUAUCUUCCCCCAAAAGAAAAUCCCGUACUGGCUAUCCAUUGACAAGAAUUAUGGGAGAAUAAGGUUUGGAACACGUAUGGUGAACAAUCGCAUGACAUUGGUCGAGGCGCAGCUUAAAGAAAAGAAAGACAAGGGCGUCUGGGAAUGGAAGGAAAAGCAAUACAAAGUUUUAGAGAAGUUGAAGAUCGUUAAGGUCGAACCGAACGAAAAAAUCUCCCAGACUAGAAUCAAUCGUCUGCCUGUUGUUCGUGAUCUACCCCCUGUUGUUGCUUCAACGGAUGGAGUUACCCUGGGCGAGCUGGACAGCGGCACCCGCGUGGUCUUCGCGGAUUUGCCAACGGCAUGCCAAACGCUCUACCACAAUGUGGCUGGCCCGAAGAUUGUUCUUAAUACCUCCGAAUUCCCAGAUUUCUACAAUGCCAUUCAUCGAUCCGUUAUAACGCCUGGUUGUUGGGCAUAUAACAAACUGAAAGAGAAGUCCAAAGACCACGACCCCGCCAAUGGCUACCUGAGGGUAACAGUUGGGCCAAAUAUGGGUAAUUCACCCGGUGUUCCAUAUGUUAUGGAGAUAUGGCCACCAGGUAACAGCUCGCCAAUUCACGACCAUGGUAACGCUUCAGCUAUUAUCAAAGUCCUUGAGGGUCAGAUUGACUGCACUUAUUACGAUUCUAUCGAUGUGGGAAAACCAAUCGUGAUUGGCAGCGUUACUUUCAAUAAAGGGGCUGUUACCUGGCUGGGUGAGAAGCAAUAUCAGAUCCACAUGCUCAAGAACAAGUACCACAUGACUUGUGUAACCAUACAGUGCUACCGAUAUGAGGAUUCCGAUGACCAGCAUUCGGAGUUUUUCAGAUUCAUUAAGGACAACAAAAUAACUAACUUCGCUCCAAACAGUGACAUUCAAUUCAGCGAGUUUGAGGACAAGAUGCGACACGAAUGGGACCAACAGUGA